Cuscuta campestris is the source of this 2005-nucleotide messenger RNA. Lineage: Eukaryota; Viridiplantae; Streptophyta; Magnoliopsida; Solanales; Convolvulaceae. The record is from the annotation of a GenBank genome assembly.
GAUAAUUCUAGACGAUUGACAAUUUGAUUGUGAAGAAGGUGAAAUUUUGAGAUUAUCCGUGUUUGGUGGCACACAUUCAAAUCCUAUACACUUGGAUUGUACAAAAUUUAUAUUUUUUUACAGUUGGUAAUAACUCAAUAAAAUGUAAUAUAUGGGCCCAAUAAUCCCAGAAGGCUCGGUGACUGAUAACGAAACAAUUGACUGUGAGUGAGAAUGAUUUAUGAAAGCCAAGCAGCGGGACUGCGACUAGGCCGCAGUAAAGUGUAAACAACAAUGAUAUCUUCCAUGGCCAGAGCUUCUUCUGCGCUGUCGUCGUCCAUAGCUCCCAAGAAUCCAUUAACAGUCUCUUCUACCUCGAAGCUACUCAAUCAGUUUUCCUUCAGGAAUCGCAUCUCGUUACCUUAUUCAGUCCCGUCAAAUGGUAGCUUUCGGUGCUUCGCAUCCCCAGCCGCCGGUAUCGCUCCAAUCGAAACCGAGAACAAAAUUCGGGUCCAAAACCCUAUUGUUGAAAUGGACGGUGAUGAAAUGACGAGAGUAAUUUGGAGCAUGAUCAAGGAGAAGCUGAUAUUUCCCCAUCUAGAAUUAGAUAUAAAGUAUUAUGAUCUGGGAAUACUGAACCGUGAUGCCACCGAUGACAAGGUUACUGUGGAAAGUGCUGAAGCUACUCUUAAGUAUAAUGUUGCUAUCAAAUGUGCAACAAUUACUCCAGAUGAGACCAGGGUCAAGGAAUUUGGACUGAAGUCUAUGUGGAGGAGUCCCAAUGGCACAAUAAGAAACAUUUUGAAUGGUACUGUUUUCCGAGAGCCUAUCCUUUGUAAGAACAUUCCCAAACUAGUUCCUGGUUGGAAGAAACCCAUUUGUAUUGGCAGGCAUGCAUUUGGAGAUCAAUACCGUGCCACAGAUACUAUCAUUAAAGGAGCAGGAAAGCUCAAAAUGAUUUUUGCUCCAGAAAAUGGGGAAGCACCGGUGGAACUCGAUGUAUAUGAUUUCAAAGGCCCUGGGGUUGCCCUUGCUAUGUACAAUGUUGAUCAGUCUAUUCGUGCAUUUGCUGAAUCAUCGAUGUCAAUGGCAUUUUCAAAGAAAUGGCCCCUGUACUUGAGCACAAAAAAUACAAUUCUGAAGAAAUAUGACGGAAGGUUCAAGGACAUCUUCGAAGAGGUAUACCAGGAGAAAUGGAAGGCAAAGUUUGAGGAACACUCAAUAUGGUAUGAGCACCGGUUGAUAGAUGAUAUGGUUGCUUAUGCCGUAAAAAGUGACGGUGGUUAUGUUUGGGCUUGCAAAAACUAUGACGGAGACGUGCAGAGUGAUUUACUUGCUCAAGGUUUCGGUUCUCUGGGCCUUAUGACUUCUGUUUUGUUAUCCUCUGAUGGCAAGACUUUAGAAUCUGAAGCAGCUCAUGGAACUGUGACUCGCCACUUUCGGCUGCAUCAGAAGGGACAAGAAACCAGCACAAAUAGUAUAGCUUCCAUUUUUGCAUGGACCAGAGGACUAGGCCAUCGGGCCGAACUUGAUGAGAACAAGAAACUCAUGGAUUUUGUUCAGAAACUAGAGACUGCUUGUGUAGAGACAGUAGAGUCAGGAAAGAUGACCAAGGAUCUUGCACUGUUGAUUCAUGGACCCAAGGUUUCAAGGGAGUUGUACUUAAACACCGAAGAGUUUAUCGACGCCGUAGCCCAUAACCUCAGAUCAAAGAUUGCUGCUCCCUCGCUUGAAUAGAUUGCUCAUUGAUCCACAUUUCAUUCUUUUGGCUAAAAUGAGAAUGCUUGUGAUCUUCUGAGGAACUGCUACAUAUGUUGCCUUGUCCAUGAAUGCAAUUCUUGAAUUUCAUUCACACUUAGAGAGAUGAAGAAACUUACUUACUCCAUUGUUACUUCAUAUUUUCACUAAGAUUUGAUACACAUUUGUUAGUUAAGUAUGGAUUGAGUAUGCGUUAAUACAAUUGUGUAUUAACAUAAACGGUUAAUACAGAGUAAUUCAUUUGUGUAUGCGUACAAUUUGUAAAACU